This is a messenger RNA of Theileria equi strain WA, 1665 nucleotides long. RefSeq lists its product as hypothetical. The coding region runs from base 1 to 1665 and encodes 554 amino acids. Lineage: Eukaryota; Apicomplexa; Aconoidasida; Piroplasmida; Theileriidae. The record is from RefSeq and is a predicted model, not a curated record. The transcript has 7 exons.
AUGAACGUCACCCUUGUUCAUCUGCUGUACACACUAGCGGCAGAGUCUCGGAAAAAUAACGAAGAUUCUACGGAUAAACACGAGUCAAAGACUGGUAUUAGAGAGCUAUUCGAAAGAAUUCGUGAGGGAAUGAAACUCUGCUCGAAUGACUCUGAGAUUUCUGAAGAAGAAUCGGAAACGCAAGGGAUUUAUACUGUAAAAGUUAUCUGUAAGCUGGAAAAGUUAGCCAAAGAUGCCCUGGAGAGAGUGUUUAACAAGGAUUAUGGACGUAGUCAUCAUGAACUUGUUGUCAAUGGAAUGGUGCUAAUGAUCGCAUUUCUUUCUCCAGAACAAUUCUCUUGGCAUUAUCAUAUUGAUCCUAUGGAGAACAGUCUUAAAUUCUGCUGCAGGUUUGCAAAGGUUACCGCAGAAAGCCUUGAAUUGCAUCUCUCGAGUUUAUCGGCAUUGUUUUCAUCGAUUUGCGCCAUAUGUGAUGAAAAUGGAUUUUGUGAGGAUAUUGACGAACAUCAAACUAGGCAGCCUUCUAAGGUCCUCAGGAGCCUAGGAACAAUGUUACAGCUAAUUUAUCUCCCUGCUAAAACAAACUUUAGUGAGCCUAAUCUAAUUAUCACAAAACUUGCUGUAGAACAUGAUGUUGUUGAAUUCUUCUGUAACGAAGAAUCAGCAAAAUAUCCAGAUAUUAAGCUAUAUAAUAAACUAGCUAGUGGCUAUAAUCUGUACAAUAUACCAUGUAGACUCUCAGUAUUUGGUUGUAGAAUCAUUUUAAGGUCCUAUGAAUCUAUAUUUGCCAUUCCGGAAUUUCAUGACCAUAGGGUUGCUCUACCGUAUUUAGUGCUGAUAUCAAACACUACCAAUGGUAUACACAUGGGUGAAUUCUAUUCAGCUUUAAUUUUAGUUCUCGAUAAUAUGCACGGUACGUUGUUUGAAUGUAAAAACGUUCAACUAGAUAAGCAUCCAAUCGAUGGAAUCCUCCGUGAAAUGGUAAAAAGAGUGUAUUCGGACAUUUUAAGGUUUAAUGAGCAUUUAGACAAAUGCUUGGAGUGUUUUAUAAAACUAACAAGUUUAGCAUACAAGGAGGACGAUGUAAGACUUUACGAUACAAUGGAAGAACUAAUGGACAAAUUACUGUUUAUGGACAACAUAGAAUGUACAAUUGUCUACCUAAAACACUACCAUCUCUAUCUGGAAAGGGCUCCAUUGGCCUGCGCAUCAACUAUGAUUCAAACGAUGGAGCUCAUAUUCACACUCACAAAUUCGAUUCACACUGUAAACGGAUUGGAAUGUAUCGAAAAACUAUUGGAACAUAUACCAGAUGAUACGAUUUAUUACCUUUAUGAUAUCCAUUGCAGGCUUACAAUUCUGUACCUGCAGCUGGUAUGUGAAGGUAAUGGGUUGAAGGAUUCUAUCGCGAAUCUACAAGAAAAUAAAGUGUUUAAUGGAACAAUUGUAAAGAUGAAGGAUGAUUUCGAACAUCUCGGUAAAACUCUCCACCGGAAGGAAGUCAUCGGUGCAAUGGAGAGAAUAUGGAAGUUGAUCCUUGGAAUAAUUGGAGAGGACAAAUUGACCCAGUUUAUGGCUGGAGCCAGGGAUAAAAUCGCACAGAGUACACAUGCUCACACCAUAAAAUGUGUAUUCGACUACUAUGACCUUGUAACCACUUUUUAA